This is a messenger RNA of Phascolarctos cinereus (koala), 1861 nucleotides long. RefSeq names its product serine/threonine/tyrosine kinase 1 (gene STYK1). Gene Ontology annotation, cellular component: plasma membrane; signaling receptor complex. The record is from RefSeq and is a predicted model, not a curated record. Gene Ontology annotation, molecular function: transmembrane receptor protein tyrosine kinase activity; ATP binding. Gene Ontology annotation, biological process: protein phosphorylation; multicellular organism development; positive regulation of kinase activity. NCBI's taxonomy places the organism in Eukaryota, Metazoa, Chordata, Mammalia, Diprotodontia, Phascolarctidae.
GAGAGAGAGAGACAGACAGACAGACAGACAGACAGAGACACAGAGAGAGAUGGAAGGAGAGAAAGGAGGGUACCUUACCUCCUGAUCUUUUGCUUUGAGAGAGGGUAAUUUGCAUAAUUAUGCUAGAAAGGUAGCAAGAAUUAAAAUCCCUACAGAAUGGAAGAAAGCUGCUGAGGAUCCUUUUAUGGAGCCAAAGGACAGAAGCCAAGAAGGAUGAGCAUCAGAGAAGGAUUGAUUCUUUGGAAAACUAAGGUGACUGAAGACUUCAGGUCACACAAUAGUGGACAAUAGGUUUGAAAGGAACUCCAAGCAGUUGGUGCUGCUGAACCUUGCCAGAUCACUCAGAGUCAUCAAGCUCUGUGGGAUUGUUCACAGAUGUGAACAUUCUAUGCAUCGUGUAGAACAGGCACUGGAGGUGGCAGCCUGAUUACAAUGGGAGACUCAAGGAGGAUGAGAAGGAUGCUACUGGAAUGCAAACUCACUGACAAGCUAUGCAUUAUACGGGAGAACCAGUACGAAGUUGUCAUCGUUCCCACACUCCUCGUUGCAACCUUCCUUAUCCUUCUGGGGGUGAUCUUAUGGCUCCAUUUUCGAGGACAAAGGGUCCAGAGACAGCCACCUGGACUCCAAGGAAUUGCCCCUAUGCCUCCGUCUCGGGGCCUCAGCUGGGAAGCAGCAGGGCUUGGAGGAAACAUCUUUGUGCUACAGAAGCAGACGUCAGUGGACAGCCUCUUACAGGCCACUGCACCCACCCUGGCUAAGCUGCAGGUGCCCCGAGAGCAAAUCACAGAAGUCCUGGAGGAGAUCCACAAUGGAACUUGUGGAGCCAUCUACCGGACCAAGAUGAACACUGGGGACUCUACUAAGCCUAAGAGUGUUGUCCUUAAGGCUUUGCGAGAACCAGCAGGAUUUCAUGAGAUAGAAGAUUUUUUGGGACGUAUUCAGUUCCACCAUUUUCUAGGAAAGCAUAAAAACUUGGUCCAGCUUGAAGGCUGUUGCACACAGAAGCUGCCCCUCUAUAUGGUAUUGGAAGAUAUGACUCACGGUGAUCUGCUCAACUUUCUUUGGACUUGCCGUCGGGAUGUGAUGACAAUGGAUGGCCUCCUCUAUGACCUUACCGAGAAGCAAGUCUAUCAUAUUGCACAGCAGGUUCUCAUGGCUUUGGAAUUUCUCCAGGGGAAGCGACUAUUCCAUGGAGAUAUAGCAGCCAGGAACGUUCUGAUCCAGAAUGACCUCACUGCCAAGCUCUGUGGGCUGGGUCUGGCAUAUGAAGUCCACGCUCGAGGUGCCAUCUCCUCCAAACGAAUAGUACCCCUAAAGUGGCAAGCCCCUGAGAGGCUCCUGCUGAAGCCUACAGGAAUCAGAGGAGAUGUAUGGUCUUUUGGAAUCUUGCUGUAUGAGAUGGUGACUUUAGGGGCUCCACCAUAUCCAGAAGUCCCUCCUACUAGCAUUCUACAGUAUCUCCAGAGGAGAAAAAUCAUGAAAAGACCCUCCAGUUGCACAUCCACCAUGUACAGCAUCAUGAAAUCCUGCUGGAGAUGGAGUGAGGAUAACCGACCCUCCCCAACACAAUUACGCCUUCGCCUAGAGGCUGCCAGCCAGGGUGCAGAUGAUAAAACUGUGCUGCGGGUACCUGAGCUGGUGGUGCCUGAGCUGUACGCAGCUGUAGCAGGCAUCAGGGUAGAGAGUAUUUCCUCCAGCUACACCAUCCUCUGAAGCACCACUGAACUGAAAAGACACAAGUGAUAUGCUCGGGGCAAUACAAUUAGGAAUUGUAUUGGACAUCGGGAUGUUAUGGGGGAAGAAAAGGGAGGGAGAGGGCAUGAAGCUCUUAAGAGCUGGAAGGAACCUCAAAGGUCAU